GAAAAGAAAGAUUUAUAUUGCAGUUAAAUUCAGUAAUUACCCUCUAAAAAUAGUAAUAACCCUGCUGACAUCCUCCACCUCCGAACCAACCGUGAAAACUAGAGGAAGAGAAUUGGUAUAAGACUCGGUCUUGGCUAUCUCUAUUCCAAUUUAUAAGCUUCUCAUCUCACUCUAACUUGGGUUUCCCUUCUCAGUGACUGCCCAUUUCUCAUUCAUAGCCGCGUUCUCGAACGCGGCAAAUUCACCACCAGCUAACCCAUAACCACACUUUUUAUUUUUUCCCUCUCUAUAUUUUUUUAUUGAAAAAAUAAAUUCAUUCUUGCCCUGCAAGAAACUAGAAAAUGAAAGCAAAUUUAGGACUGGAGGUUCCAUGGCAACUGGUAAUGCUAAUUCUCAUUGCCUUAUCAUCUGUACUCUUUCAUGCUUGCCAUGGCCAAACCGAUGAUUAUGAAAAUCCUGCAGCCCCACCACCGGGCCUGGAUGAAUGCAAUGGAUUAUUUCUCACCUAUUCUUUCAUAUCCCGCGAAAAAGAAUAUCCAAGGGUAAAGAAUGCAUCCGCACAGGCAUGGGCGUUCAAAUCAUUGGCAACGAUAACCAAUACAGGCCAAUAUGAACUAAAGGGUUGGCAAAUGUUUGUAGGCUUUCAGCACAAAGAAAUUUUAGUCUCUGCUUCCGGGGCAAUCGUCGUCGAUGGUGAUGAUUUCCCUUUGGAAGUUGGCAAUGGGACAACCUUCUCAGGAAAUCCGAUGACGGACCUGAAGACCGCAAUUGACACAGCAGGAGAUUUCACCCAGAUUUCAGCACAGAUUGAGAUUACAGGCUCGGUAUUUGGAAUUAAGCCACCAGGAGUGCCUAUGCCAAAGAAUAUAAAGCUUGUUAAUGCUGGGUACAAAUGCCCUAAAGCAACUUCGAAAGGAAAAACCUACAUGCAAGUUUGCUGUAAGAAGGAUCCAAAAGCCAAGGUUGUCAAGAAAAUGCUCAAAUUCUUGCCUCGUCAAUACGGGGAUCUCUCUCUCACUUACGAUGUGCUUCAAGCCUACGGUAGCAACUACCAGGCCCAAGUUACUAUUGAUAAUAUCAAUCCAUUAGGCCGGCUUGAUCACUGGAACUUAACCUGGGAAUGGAUGAAUGGAGAGUUCAUUUCCAAAAUGAGAGGAGCCUACACUCACAAAAGAGACUUUUCCGAAUGCGUUUACGGUCCUGCUGGAAAAUAUUACAAAGAUCUAGACUUCUCCACUGUUAUGAACUGUGAAAAAAAGCCAGUCAUCGCAGAUCUUCCUCCGGAAAGAAAAAAUGAUUCACAAGUUGGGAAGUUGCCAUACUGUUGUAGAAAUGGUACCCUUUUGCCAUCUAUAAUGGAUGAGAGCAAGGCAAGGUCCAUAUUCCAAUUGCAAGUCUACAAGAUGCCUCCUUUCUUGAACAGGACUGCCCUUGUACCACCCGAGAAAUGGAAGAUUGAUGGAGUAGUCAAUCCUCAAUACAAAUGUGGCCCUCCAAUCAGAGUAGAUCCAACAGAAUUUCCUGAUUCAAGUGGACUUGAUUCUACAACUUAUGCUAUUGCAAGUUGGCAAGUGACUUGCAACAUAACGCGUCCGAAGGAGAAGCUUUCACGAUGCUGUGUUUCUUUCUCUGCUUAUUACAACAGAUCUGCCAUUCCCUGCAAUACUUGUGCCUGUGGUUGUGACAAUAAUAAAGGUUGCAGCAAGACUGCAAGAGCAAUGCUUCUCCCAGCAGAGAGUCUUCUUGUGCCUUUUGAUAACAGGACAACCAAGGCAUUAGCAUGGGCUGAUCUCAAUAAAUUCAAAGUUCCAAACCCAAGACCAUGUCCUGAUAAUUGUCCAGUUAGCAUCAAUUGGCAUAUUGACUCUGAUUACAAGACUGGAUGGACUGCUAGUGUCACUCUUUUCAACUGGGAUGAUUCUCCUUUCGAGGAUUGGUUUUCUGCAAUCCAAAUAAACAAAGCCUAUAAGGGCCUUGAAGGUGUGUAUUCCUUCAACGGAACCUCGUUUGACAACCUCAACAAAACUAUCUUGCUUCAAGGCCUACCAGGUUUGAAUUUCUUGGUGGGAGAGGUAAAUGGAACUAAACCAGGAGAUCCAAGGAUUCCUGGAAAGCAACAAACUAAGAUAUCAUUUACCAAAAAACAUACCCCAGGCAUAAAUAUAGCACGGGGUGAUGGGUUUCCUACAAGAAUACUCUUCAAUGGAGAAGAGUGUGCUCUGCCUAAGCAAAUCCCCCUGUCGAUUGCAGAGCAAAAAUCUCCUUCUAAGUUCCUCACAGUCAUAAUCAUGGCAAUCAUGACUUUCAUUACGAUGACAGAUCACCUUCAUUGAUCAUCUUUCAAGGUUAAAAUUCCGGUUUAUUUUUUUUUUGUAUGGAAUUCGCUUGGGUGAGCAUUUGUCUUGCCUGUAUCUAUUUCAAUGAAAGCUUUUUAGCACUUUUGUAAAGACUAGACAGCAACCACUUUCUUGCUCAUGACACAACUUUUCUGCCUCAGCAGCGGAGCAGGAAGAAGUCUGUGACAAGAAAUGGAGCAUGAUGCAACAAUGAGUCCAGGGCCUGUAUCUUCUGAAGUUGAAUAUCAAACGGAAGAUGAGAAAGGUUGUAACCAAGUUCAAAACUGAAAAAAGUAUCAUAAUUUUUACGUAACUCCAACUACUACCAGCAGUUAAUUAUAUGCAAAACAGUGAUGAAUUGCCCUCUGUAUACCGAUUCCAUACCUGUCUUUUUGUUUAUCUAGCAUGCCUUGAUGAUGUUUUAAUGGUAAUAGAAUAACUUUCAGUC
Molecule: messenger RNA, 2784 nt
Organism: Populus euphratica (Euphrates poplar)
Lineage: Eukaryota; Viridiplantae; Streptophyta; Magnoliopsida; Malpighiales; Salicaceae
Product: COBRA-like protein 10
Exons: 2
Coding region: 342-2333 (663 amino acids)
Biological process (GO): cellulose microfibril organization
Cellular component (GO): membrane
Source: RefSeq, a predicted model, not a curated record